Dalotia coriaria is the source of this 6749-nucleotide messenger RNA. Its product is annotated as nephrin-like. Gene Ontology annotation, molecular function: protein binding. The record is from RefSeq and is a predicted model, not a curated record. NCBI's taxonomy places the organism in Eukaryota, Metazoa, Arthropoda, Insecta, Coleoptera, Staphylinidae.
CAUAUGAUCGUAAACAUUUCAUAACACGCGCAUAAUAGCGCUAUAUGGAGAGUUUUUUGUGCGUGCAGAGUGCUGUGUUUGCAGACGAUUUAUAUUUAAACUACGUUCAACUCUCCCACGUGGUGGAGGGCAAACUUUGACGAACCAGAGAAGAGCACAGGAACACACAAUACCGAAGCAUCAUUCCAGUUUACAAAACAGUGCGGUCGGGCACGGACCGCGGGUAUUUUACCAAACGCGGAGGUUCGGCCUCCGCAAAAACGGAUUUGUGAGAUUUGUUGUGUAUGUGUGCGUAGAGUGGUGCGUUGUAAACAAAUACAAGAUAAGGUUUUCUUGAACGCUUGAACGGAUUUACAUUACAAUAACAGACGUUGGACCAAGGUGUGCUAGUUAAUAUAAAAUAACAUUGUGAAACAUAAAUUGGACGCAUUAAUGGAUAUUUAUUUACAAUCUGCUAGAAGGUUCUAAAUGAAAGAUUGAUGAAAAACUGACGCCGGAUUUUCAUUAUUUCAUCAGGACGACUAGUUGACACGUGCUUCAAGAUGAAGUUUCUUCCUACUGGUGAGUUGUUUGCACUUCUACACGGUCUAUUCGCUCCAGCUUAUCUUAAGCCAAUCAGAGUACUUCUGAUGCUCAUGGCGGCAGCGCCUUCCAUAUCCGGCCAGCAGCAGUACUUCAGGGUCUCGCCAAGAGACGUCAAAGUUCUCGAAGGGGGCGAGGCGAUGCUCGAGUGCGAAGUUGCCAACUUGGCAGGACAAGUUCAAUGGACCAAGGAUGGAUUUGCGCUAGGCUUCAAGACUGAGAUACCCGGCUUUCCCAGGUAUUCGGUGAUAGGCGACCGACGACACGGCGUGUACAAUCUCAGGAUCAGCAACGCGUCUCUGGAGGACGACGCUGAGUAUCAGUGCCAAGUAGGACCCCAUAGAUUUCAUAAGGCAAUCAGGGCCAACGCAAAACUCGCCGUAAUAUCACCGCCCUCGUUGGUGGAAAUACUAGACCAUGCGCCGAACUCGAAGCUGGAGAUCAAAGAAAAUCAGGAAUUCCAUUUGGAAUGCCGCGCUCGCAACGCCAAGCCCGCUGCCAAAAUAGUCUGGUACCGGGAGAAGGCCGAGCUGAAUAUUCCCAAUCGCGAGGAUCAGACCAUCGAAGAGUCGAGCAAUGGUAAUCACCGGAAAAUUACGCGCUACGACACACACUCGCGCAUUUCGAUAAAGCCCACCUCCGAGGACGAUCUUGCUAAGUACACCUGCGAGGCAAAGCACGAGGCCCUUUCAUCCGAUAUGCGAACUUCGGUGGAGCUCAGUGUAUUAUAUCCGCCGGGACUUCCGUACAUCGAAGGCUACACGGAUGGCGAAACGUUUCGUCGGGGACAGAACGUUGAAUUAAUAUGUAGAAGCCGGGGCGGAAAUCCACCUGCCCAAUUAAUUUGGUAUAAGAAUGGAGAGCAGAUAAGGAUGGCCUAUCGAACAUCUGGCAGGAUCUCCGAGAACGUCUACACUUUCACGGCAGAUGCCAGCGAUAAUAAAGCACGGUACAAAUGCGAGGCCAGUAAUGUCAUGUCCAAGACGUCAUUGAAAGCCGAAAUCGACAUGACCGUUUUAUUUUCGCCGGCACAUGUUACAAUCUCUGGUCCAACAGAAGCACGUGUCGGUGCCGUCCCACUGACUUGCACCACUGCCAACAGCAAUCCACCUGCCGAUAUCAAGUGGAUGGUUGCCGGGCGUCAAGUAAAGAAUGCAACAUCCCGCACUGUGGUCUCGCCUGCCGGUGGCUGGAUAACGACUUCAAAUAUCACAGCUGUCGUCGAGCACCGGCGCGGUUUGGUGGUCGUUUGUCACGGUCUUAACAUGCAAUUAACUGAGAAUGUCGUGUCUACGCACACCAUUAAUGUUUUAUAUCCACCGAGUCAACCGUUCAUUCAUGGCUAUACGCAGGGCCAACCGAUCGCCGCCGGUACUGUACAAAAAAUUUCCUGCACAUCAUCUGGUGGCAAUCCACUGCCCACAAUGACCUGGUAUAAGAACGACAAGAAAAUCCAUUCGACACUAAAAACCCUUGACAAAUCUGUAUCGGCCGAGAUAACGAUUCUCACCAACGUCACCGACAACGAGGCGCGGUACCGCUGCGAGGCGGCGAACUCUGCCACUGAGAUCCCAUUAUUUGAGACCGUCACUAUGAGUGUCCAUUUUGCUCCCGAAACUGUCAAAAUUAGAAAAGACCCAGUUGAGCUGAAACCCAACGAAGAAGCGACACUUACAUGCGAUUCCAGUUCAAGUAAUCCUCCGGCAAAAUUAUCUUGGUGGCGAGAAGGCAUCCCUGUGCUGGGAUUGAAUAAUGUUACGAAAGCUGGGCUACACGGUGGAAAGGUAUCUAGUUUGGAGCUGAAACUAAAUAUCACAGAGCAAAUGAAUGGCAUCAUUUACACUUGCCAAGCUAAGAACGAAGCCCUUCAACGUUCCGUGCACGAUGCCAUCACGCUCCAAGUUUUAUAUAAGCCAGUUUUUGAUAAAGAGAACGAGAAAGCUGUAACUGGAGUCGAGUAUGAGCCGCUGAUAAUUUCCCUGAAGGCCGAAGGAAAUCCGCAAAACAUUCAGUACACUUGGACGAAAGACGGGUUACCCAUUAUUCAAUCAUCUAGCAGCACCGGUAUGGAACGCAUAAUAUCGGAGGGAGGUGUGCUCAAUAUCACCAAGCUUAGUCGCAACGACGGCGGGAUUUAUUCAUGCGAAGCCAUUAAUUCUCAAGGCAGUACAAUGACCAGCAUCAAUGUGACUGUGCAAUUUGCCGCUUCCAUCACCGGGACAAGUGAGAACGUCAUUGUGAGUCCCAAAGAAGACGCCACAAUUUCAUGCACUGCCACCGGCAACCCCAUGAGCGACGAGUUCAUCACGUGGAAGCGCGAUGACUUUCCCGACUUUAUGGCCAGGACGUCGACUAUGUAUGACAAAAAUGGCACAUCAUUUUUACGAAUUAGCGCAGUCAGCAGAGAGGAUCUCGGCAAGUUUAAGUGCAUAGUCAACAACGGCAUAGGGAAUACGACAACCAAGGACGUUAUGCUCAUCGUAAAACAUAAGCCCGAAAUGGAUAAAUCCCCGAUCCUAAUGAAGUUUGCCAGCGAUGCUGGCGAAUCUGCCAAAAUCACCUGCCGCGCUUCGGCCUCGCCUUUGGCGAAAUUCACGUGGGCACGUGCCGGGUCCCCAAUCAAUGCCAACACCACCGGCAAAUAUUUCACCACCUACAGGCAAAUCGAUGCGCUUGUAUCGGAAUCCACGUUGAUUAUAACGCACGUUUCAUCCUCUGAUUAUGGUAACUAUGAAUGCGUGGCUAGGAAUGACUUGGGCUUUGCGACAAACUCACCCCGUCUGGAAGUGACAUCAGCGCCUGAUACCCCAACCUUGCUGGAAGUUGCCAACGUAACGCAUGAGAGUGUAACCCUGCAAUGGACUCCAGGGUUUGAUGGCGGCAUGAAAGCAAGUUACCGUAUCAGGUAUCGCGAGAUCAAUGAUGUCGGCUACAAAUAUGAAGACGUAUUACCUCACAACGUCAGUCAAUACACUGUCAAGGGAUUAGAACUCAGUACUGGAUACGUCUUUUCUAUCAUGGCUAUGAACAAACUCGGCAAUAGCAAAUACAUGCCUGAUAUCGUCAGUGCAAAGACGUCAAUUUAUAGUGAUCAUGUGGAAAAAGUCAUUCCGGAAGAUUUACUUGACAAACAAGAUCUUCCGAGACUUGUUAUUAUAAGUGUUUCAUGCAUUGGAGUUAUUUUGCUGCUGAUCAAUAUUGUGUUGGUAGCUGGUUGUGUUUUUAGAAAGCGUGCGAAACGUAUUAGAGAUCAAGGCAAUCAAAGCAGCAAGUCGGCGACGAUCGAAAUGUAUGCCCCAAGCAGCUACAACGACACCGUAACCGGCGAAACCUUAUCAUCCGUUAGUGAAAAGAGCGAGACCUAUAGCAACGAGGGCAGCAACAAUGAAUACGUGGACGAAGGUAGAAAACAAGCGGCGAGCACUUAUCUCAUGGACCAACAGGAUUAUCAGUCCUAUCCUGUUUGUCCAGGAUACGAAAUGCAAAUUCAACCGAACAUGGCGCACAAAACUCACACCCUGCCGCAUCCACACCACCACCACCAGCACCAGCAUCACAUAGACCGCAACCGCGCGCGCGAUGAUCAAAUUCUGGGCUAUCAUGGCAGUAUGUCAGCGAAGUCGUCAUACGUGAGUGCACCAUCGCCGGCACCACCGGCAGACGGUUCUUACUUUAACAUGUCCGACCGUUACUUAUCCUAUCCGCCGCCAUUGGAUUUUCAGAAUCCACCGCCGAUUCCUGUGCACCCGCAUCUCAGUCACUUGACGCCGGCAACACCACCCCUUCCAUUAAAUGGAUCACUUUUACGCCAUCAGCAUUCAGCAGUCCCGCCGCCGGAUGUGCUUCAUAAUACGAAUCAGAAUUCGCAGAUUCUGCAAGCGCAGACGCUCAAUCAAAAGCGAGAAAUGAGCAGCUUUGGCAAUGGAUAUAGUGUAAACGAACAAGAAGGACAUCUUGUAUGAGAUAAGGGGGAAGUUUUGUACAUCUUGUAAAAAGCGUGAUUGUGUUCGUUAUUUCGUUUCGCGUGCGUCGUUAAGCUUCAUGAUACUCAAGAGAAGAUUCGUCGAGUGGAUUCAAAGUCUGAUAUUGAUAAAUCGAAUAGACUAGUUAGUUGAACUAGAUAAAUUAGUGUGUGGAUGGACACAUCGUGCUGCAAUGAUUUACAAUCAGGACAAUACAAUCGUGCAAACGAAUUUACUACUUUAUUAGCAACAGACAGUGUAAAUGUUUGGGCAAGUGCUAAACGAAAACCAUGUUACAUUAUGGCGACAUAAUCAAGGCUGAUAAAUAAUAUUAUUGAUUUGCCUUUAAGAUACGAAUAUAAUUGCAAUGAAUAAUCGUUCUAAGUGUCCGUGCUGAUCUUUGAAUUUUGCUCAAUUUGUAAGCCAAAUGAUACGCGUUUCUUAAUUGGUGUUCAAACCACACACCCGACAAAAUAUGUUCAUAUAACGUAUAUAAUACAACGUUAGAUCAUUCCAAUGCAAAUUAUCAAAGAUAUAUUGAUAAGGGGCUAAAGACUCACGUGUACAUUUUCAUUAAUCAAUCGAUACUUAAGAGGACGACAAAGAAUACUAAUUAAUCAUUUGAUAUUUACACAAUGUGAUGAUUGUAUAUAAAUUUUAGGCUAGGUGAUGAUGUCUUACAAUAACGUUGUAACAGAUUAGGUUUCUUAUUUAUGCAUGCAUUUAGUUCGGUUUCAUAUUUUUCGUUUAUUUUAUUUUAAGUUCGUUAGAUUCUCACACAUUUAAUACAAAUUGGUGUUAAUGUAAAAAUUCAUUAUCUACUAGUCCAAACAAUCAACCAAAGUUAAAUUUUCGAAUUGGAUGUUGGAGCCUUUCUAGCGUUGCUUCUGCAAUUUCGUUUUUAGUGAGUAUAAGUUUUCGUUUAUAUUUAGAAUUAUUCUUACGUUUUCAAUAUACGUGUAAUAAUGUCGCAUUAAUUAAUGUCAUUGUAGUUCCGAGGAUAUUUUUACGUUGUUCGUUUUAAUUUACAACUUUAUCUUCGCAACUGUUACGAUUAAAAGCAGUUUUGAGUUUGUUUUUUAUAUAUAUAAAAGUUUCCAUAAUUUGCUUCGCUCGUUUGCGUCGUUAGUAUACUUAUCUUCUAAACCAUAAUACUGCGAAUAGUUUAUUUUGUUUUUUGAAUCUGUUGGCACGUACCCACCAAGUUUUGUUACGGACAAAUAGGGUAUAAUGGGUGUGUCGAUAAGGUUAAUAAAUAAAUUACAAAUUGCUCUAUCUAGUUAAUCCAGUAUUUAAAAGGUAAAACAUAGGUAAUUAUUAACCUCGCUAAACAUUGAAACUCAUUAGAUAACUAUAAAGAAAGCAAAAGUACCCAAAUGAUAUGCAAUUUGAAGGAAGAACUUUGUGAAUUCAAAAUUAACACCGCAAACAUGGUAAUACAAUCAUUCAGCAUAGUCGUAGUUCAAUUGUCAUAAGAAAAGAAAAUUGUAUUUAUUUCACACAAUAUAAAUUUUACAUUUAUACAUAUUAAGAGCUUCACAUUUUAAUUGUAAAUAUUGUACAAGAGUAUUAUUAAUAAUUCUGCAGUAACGAUUGAUUAUUCUUAUUAUCAGAUAUUAUAAUUGAAACUGAUACCUUCCAGUUUUCAUAAAAGAAAUAACAAGUUUUAGAGGUUUGAGAAAGAAGUGCCUUUUUAUGAUAUAAUUCAUACAAUCCGCCAUGUGUAAUAUGUAUUUAAUGCACGGUGCAACAAAUUAGAUCGCUGGUUAGACUUAACAUACCUCGUGUUCUAAUUUUUUGUCUCGGGCAUCUGCAAAACUGGUUCGUUUCGAAUUUCAGUAAUAUGUACUUAUGAAUUUUUGUAAUAAUCAAAAUAAAUCGAAGGUAUUAUGGAAAAUUUUCAUAAAUUGGUACGACAUACUAACAUGACAUUCGAAUAUUUACAAAACCUUGUGUAAUAAGUAUUCUCCAUUGUUAUUGACAACAAAGUAAUAUAAUUAAGAAAAUUUAAUGAGGAGAUGUAUGAAUGCUCACUGUAUUUAAUAAUUAAUAUUGUUAAAUUGUCCAGUCAAUAAGAUAAAAUGGAAGAAUUGAAUGUCUGUUCAUCUCAUACUGUAUAUUGUUAAAAUAAACUAUUAAUCAUAUUAUAAAUCAUAAAUAUAAAUUGUAUAUGUUCUGUAGCAAUAUUAAAGUGGAAAUCGGGAA